Molecule: messenger RNA, 911 nt
Organism: Parathielavia appendiculata
Lineage: Eukaryota; Fungi; Ascomycota; Sordariomycetes; Sordariales; Chaetomiaceae
Exons: 3
Coding region: 87-578 (163 amino acids)
Source: RefSeq, a predicted model, not a curated record
GCCGUGCGUUUCGGGAGUUGUGAGGUUCCAUCUGGGUCAAGGAACGGACAACUAGGGGUGCGCAGGGAGCUGGAUGACAGGUUAAUAUGUGGGGCAAGGGGUUGCUUUUCUUUCGGUUGCUACGGAUGGGAGAUCUGGGACGUUUUUUUGGAUACAUACUUGUUCUGUUUGGGUUGUUUUGUUUCGCAUGGAGGCGUCGGGUGGGUGGUGCGGUAAUUUCUGGUCUGGGACUCGACAUUUUCCUUGGGUUGCGAGUGUCCGUUUAUUUGUCUUGUCUCCGUCUUCUCGUCCCGACGCAGAUAUCAUCUGAACUCAAACACGGCUCGGACUUGUUGAGAUUGGAAGGUCUCUCUCUUUGGGUCGGCGACCUGGUUGCGGGCUGUUUGUACAAUCUCUCGGGAUGGAAUCACUCGAUCAAUUCAAAAAGUCCUCUGCCGCUCAAGCACAACAACUACCGCCGAACAAGACAUCCGCCCACGCCGACCCCUUUGGCACCAAUAGCCCAAUCUGCCACCGUUUCCCUUCUCCUCAAAGCACGCCUAACUCGACCUCUGGACGGAUGCAUCCCCUGCUCAUGAGCUAUGAGUGGAGCAGCCCUCGCAGGAGCAGCUGGCGCCGCAGGUGCAAUCGUUGCCGCACAUGUUGACAGGUGGUUGUUGUGAGUUGUUCUGGUAUUUUGUUGUUUUAUGCUCUUGAUUCUGGUUUCGAGUUCCGCUUUGAAGGGAGAGAAGCUGGAACAGGAGAACGGGGUGAGUCGGGCCAAUAUUUAUCUCCCCUCGUUGUCUCCCCAAGCGUCCCCCUCCUUUUUCUGCCCCAGAGAGUGGCGCCGUAGCGGGGAGGGGUCCAGCUGACAGUCGCCCAAUCUUCACUUAUCCGUCCCUACCGCAAAAUAGACACACACAGAGAGGGGU